Messenger RNA from Hemisphaericaspora subhashii, 3909 nucleotides. It is a transcript of the gene FUN31, whose product is annotated as serine/threonine protein kinase. Lineage: Eukaryota; Fungi; Ascomycota; Pichiomycetes; Serinales; Debaryomycetaceae. Gene Ontology annotation, cellular component: cytoplasm; cytosol; nucleus. The record is from RefSeq and is a predicted model, not a curated record. Gene Ontology annotation, molecular function: ATP binding; protein serine/threonine kinase activity. The transcript has a single exon. Gene Ontology annotation, biological process: negative regulation of glycogen biosynthetic process; intracellular signal transduction; protein phosphorylation. Bases 1 to 3909 code for a protein of 1302 amino acids.
AUGAUGGGAGAAGAUAUACAUCGAUCUAAUACAAGACUAUCAUCUUCGGCUUCUUCCGCAGCUACUACUACUACAACUGCUACUUCUACAAAGUCAGCAGAAAAUACUACUAAUAGUAAAUCGUUAUAUUCUUCAACAAGUCAUAAAACAAUGCAUGCUUCUAAUGCUAUACCACAUUUUUCCACUAACAAUGCCAAUCUUUCCAGUCCUAAAGGAAAUCCCCUGUUUUAUAUAUUUGAAGAUGAAGAUUCAAAACCUCAUGUUCAACAACCGAAACCAACAUUCAUAUCUUCUUCAUCAUCCCCACGUCCGACUAUUCCACCUAUUAAUAAUCCAUUGUUAAAUGCACGACUGAGGAAUUUGGAAAGACCAUCAUCAUUGUUUGCCCCUUCACCAGUACCACAUUUGCCAAAAUCAAUAACCCCAGCUAGCAAUCAAAAUAACAGUAGCACUGAUAUAGACGAUAUAUUGAAGUUUCCGGUUGAAUCAUCACAUGCAUAUUCUUAUGCUCAUCUUUCUCCGAAUUCAUUAGCAUUACGAUUAAAUGUAUUAAAACGAUCAUUGGAAAUACUAAAGGACCGACCGGAUUUAUUUAGAUCCAUUGCACCGCAAGAAGAAGACGAUACAGAAGAAGAACAAGAGGAUAUAGACAUGGCAGAUGACGUAGAAUCUAUCGAUUCAUCAAAGCAAACAAUAUUUAAAACUGUCUCAAACCCACUUUAUUCAACAGAUGUUAAUCAUUCAAACCUGUCAGUAAAUUUGGUGGAAAACAAACUAAUUCCACCUAGAAGAGCAAGUGCAUUCUCAAUUAAAACGGAUAGCGAAUUUGUUCAUGAAAGUAAUUCAAAUAAAAAAUAUAAGAUUCAACCUAAUGCAUCUUCAGCUGCCUUAGCUGCAUUUUUCCGUCCACCUAUGAAACGUUCAGGCAGUUUACCUUUGGUUCAGGAACCUUCAUCCCCUCGUAUGUCAACACCUAGUAACCACCGCGCAAUUAAUAGAAAGAAGUCUGGAGAUCGUAGCCCUAAUGGCGACUUGCAAGAGAUUGUGAAUCUAUUAGAAAAGGAUUUGAAUGUAUUAAUGACCAACACCGAAGUUGCGUCCUCAUUGCACGAUUUGUCCUUUUCGCCUAAUGAUGAGAGUGUGAGAUUGAAACAUGAUUUCCUUAAGAAAAGGUUAUUAUAUGCAUUGGCUAUGCCAUUUAUGGAAACAACAGUUGGUACCUCUUCAUUGUUGCAAAGUGGAGAGGUAGCAGACGAUAACAACAAUCUUGCUUCAUCCCGUAUUAGACCUUCAACUACCGCAUUAAACUUAUUAAACAACAAUUAUACUACAAUGGGUCAAGUUCCAUCUUCAAUAAAUACAACUGGAAAUAAUAGACCAUUUCAUUCAAUGCUUGCUGGCAAACAUUCCUUACCUCAAUCGGUAUUUACAGUCGAGACUGAUUUUCCUUGGUCAGUAAUUGCUGCUAAUGACUUGGCAUGCCUUAUGUUUGGGGUACUGAAAAAUCUGAUUAAAUCGUUGACGUUUAUGGAUUUGAUUGCUCCUCAAUUCCGUGAUUUUGUCAUGGCUAGAAUAACGAAAUAUUUGGAAGGUAAUUUAGACCUAAGUCUGAGAAGAAGAAAGAAACGAAACUCAACAAUUGAUAAUAAUAUUUUAUUUGCCGGAGAAAUUGUGGCAAUUGUUAGACCAGGAGAUCAGAAUUUUGCUUGGACAUCCCUUUGGGCAAAAAGAAAGGGAAAUUUGAUUAUAUUGAUGUUUGAUCAGAUUCCAUGUGAUGCAUUUGAUGUUGUUAUUCUGUGUGAAAGAGACGAAUAUGGUGAUUACCAUAUUGAUAGCAUGGUGCCGGUUGCUGGUAAACUAGCUCAUGAUUGUGAUAUUGGUCGUUUUAAUAAUCUUAGUCAGUUGAGUGAAUCUUUGAAUAAAGAGUUGAAUAAGCAUGUUAACAACAACUCUGGCGAGGACCAUGAUGACGAGAGAGAUGUCGAAGAUAGUGAGAUCAUAAAUCAAACAAGAUAUUAUACAUUACAAUUGGCAAAUGAAAAUAUCCCAUGUGCUAUAACAUCCAAUCCAUUAGAAAUACAUGAAAAUAGAUCUGAAUUAAAAUUAAAGAUUCAUACAAUGCCAUACAUAGCAGGGAUAUUUGUGAUUAGUAGUUCAGAUUAUAAGAUCUUGUCAUGUAAUAAUGCAAUUGCCAGGAAUUUAUUUGGGAAAUCGAUAGAUAAUUUAUAUGAUCAUGCAUUUGAUGAAUUGAUCCCUAACUUCACCAAGAUUUUGAAUAUUGGACUAGAAACCAAUGUUGAUACAUUUGAACUAGUUCCGGGAUUAGUAUUACCAGAACAUUUCUUUAGGAAGUAUGAUGCUGUAUUGAGAAAGCUGCAAAGCUCUGAACUCGAAGAUGAAGAACAAUUAUUUUUCAAUUCUAAUGGUAUUGAAGGAAUACAUCGAGAUGGGAAAUCGCUUUUUGUUGAUGUUCAAUUGCGUGCAUCAUCUCAUGACACAUUAGUUGUUUGGGUAACAUAUUCGCGAUCAUAUAAGAAUAGACAUAUGGUUCGAGAAUUGGAUAAAUUGAGUUCAUCAACUUCAUCCAUAUCGUUAACUUCAUCAGGAGCCUCAAUGUCGUCAAAGCCACAUACUAGAGCUAGCUCCUUAAAGAGUAUGGAAAAGAAAAUACAUGAACGAUCCGUCACUAAUUUAGCUAGGUUACCUUCUCAAUUAAAAUUAUUUCAAGCAGAAACUGAACAAUUGGAAUUUUUGCCAAAAGAAAUCACCACUGGUUCCAGUGUACGAAAAGCAAAACGUGAUUCGUUUGGUAUACCGGUCAGCAGAAUCGAUAGUUUUCUAGCCACUACCACUACUACACAGGAACAUAGAAGGAAACCAUCAUCACCAUUGGUUUUGCUGACUCCGGUGAUGCAAGAACAUGCUUUGCCUGUAGAUCAAAUGCUGGGAGCUGCAACGAUUGUAGAAACUAAAGUCAGCAGUGUUACAACCACUACUAGGUAUAAAAAAUUUUCGGAAGAGGAAUUAUUAAAGUUGGAAAACCAAGCAAUUGAACAAAAGAUGAAUCAAUCGACAAGGUGGCCCAGAGAAGUUGGAUUAGCUCGUCGUACUAAGAAAUUUACAGAAUUCACUGUUGUUAAAGAUAUGGGAGAAGGAGCAUAUGGGAAAGUUGUGCUUGCUCGACAUAAAGAAGAUCCAGUGUAUACAAUAAUUAUCAAAUGUAUUGACAAGGAACGUAUUCUUGUAGAUACGUGGGUACGAGAUCGGAGAUUGGGUACCAUUCCAUCAGAAAUCCAAAUCAUGGCCUAUUUGAAUUCAGAACCUCAUCCAAAUAUAAUGAGAAUUAUUGAUUUUUUUGAAGAUCUGAAAUAUUAUUAUUUAGAAACUCCAAUAUUUGGAAAUCCGCCCGCAAUUGAUUUAUUUGAUUUUAUAGAAAUCAAGAAAGAUAUAUCCGAAUUUGAAUGUCAAUUGAUAUUUAAACAAAUCGUAGCGGCAAUAUAUCAUCUUCAUAAGAAUGGAAUCGUACAUCGUGAUAUCAAGGAUGAAAACAUUAUUGUUGAUGAGAAUGGAAUCAUCAAAUUAAUCGACUUUGGUAGUGCUGGAUACGUUAAACAAGGUCCAUUUGACGUUUUUGUGGGGACAAUAGAUUAUGCCUCACCCGAAGUGUUACGCGGGGAAAAGUAUGAAGGUAGACCUCAAGAUAUUUGGGCAUUGGGGAUUUUGUUGUAUACUAUGUUAUACAAAGAAAAUCCCUUUUAUAAUGUUGACGAGAUUAUGGAAGGUGAUUUAAGAAUUCCAUAUGUUAUAAGUGAGGCUUCUUUGGCUUUGAUUAGGAAGAUUUUGAAUAGAAAUAUUGAAAAAAGACCAACGAUUACGGAUAUUGUGGAGGACGAAUGGUUAAUGUUAUAA